Molecule: messenger RNA, 3750 nt
Organism: Entelurus aequoreus (snake pipefish)
Lineage: Eukaryota; Metazoa; Chordata; Actinopteri; Syngnathiformes; Syngnathidae
Product: PH and SEC7 domain-containing protein 1
Exons: 18
Coding region: 525-3200 (891 amino acids)
Biological process (GO): regulation of ARF protein signal transduction
Molecular function (GO): phospholipid binding; guanyl-nucleotide exchange factor activity; protein binding
Source: RefSeq, a predicted model, not a curated record
AGAGUGAAGCCACGUCGGAUAGCUAACCUUUAUUGUGCUGCACACUAUUAAAACCACGCUGAUAAAAUGUUGUUCCAAUAACAACACAAACUCUAUGCGACCACAGUUCUCUACCCUCAGUUGCUAGGCCCUUUAUGAACGCGGCCACAGAAGCCAACUGAUAGCUUGAUAUCAGCUGCAAGGACGCCCACAUAAAUGCUAGCCCCUGUCAAAACAAAGAUGAAUGACAACAUUGAGUGAGUAGACAGCUUCUGGUUGUACCACAUCAUGACUACGAGUGCUGGAGGAAUGAAGCUGAGCCACUCCCCUCACCAGACCUGCAGCGAGACGAGCACACAGAUCUUGUCCGCUCUUCGCUAUUUGUAAAGGACGCCCCCGGGUCCAGUAAGCUUGCGAGGACCCGAUCACCACCCGCUGAAAUGCAGCAUGGUGCAAAGGAAGCGGAUGUGCAGCUAGUUUGCGGUGCCCAGCAGAUCUGUGAGUGGCACAUCUUUGCAACCUAACAAAGCUUUGGGCGUCUAUUAAUGGAGGAGGAAUAUCUGGGCUCUCCUUGCGUGGAUUUGACGGCGCCUUUGCGUGACUCGUGGAACUCUAAAGAUCGCCAGCAUUUGAACGGGGAGGCUAAUUCCAAGGAGGAGCAUGUCGACGAGUGGGAGGAGACGAUAUGGCUGCCGCGAACACUGAACUGCACAACCGCCGCCGCCGCGCUCUCCUUCGCCACGGUGCAGUGGGAGAUCCCUGACGCCGCCGCAGAGAGGCGGCCUUUGGCAGCAGACGGCAGCGCGACCUGCGAGCCCGACUCUGUUACUUCUUGUUUGCCGUUGCCCAAACCUCAUGAUGAUGAGGAGGAGGAAGUGGAUCGGAGAGAGGAACAAAAUGGCUCUGACUCAUCAGUGAACUCCAAGUGUGUGGGAAAAGACUUCGAGCCAUGUGAUGCUGCAGUCGGACCAGAGCCGAUGACACAACAAAGGAAACAUUCAACACAUCAGCCCCGCCUGAGCAGCCACGACGGUACGCAUCGUGCAAAGGAUUAUUUCAUAAUUGCAUCCGCCGCGCUGAAGUCUGAUUCCGAGGAAGAGGGGGAAGACUGCAUCACAUCCAAUGCGGUUGCAAUAGUGGAUUUACGCCCAGAAGAACCACGGGAUGAUGCGCUGAUGACUGGAUGUGCCGAUUCAGCAGGAGACAACCAAACUUCAUUUCAAGGCGGAAAGAUGGCGGAAAGGAGCAAAAAGUGUCCUGAUGAGUGCGUCACCAACCCUGUUAACGUGGAGGUCCCUACACCACCACAAAAAACUGACAAUAAGGGACCAACUUGUGAGCUUACUAAGGACGUACGUCCUGCGGUAGCCACAAGUCAAAGAGCUUCAGUUCCUGGAGGUGAUUAUGCCGAGAUAUUAGAAACAUCUGUAGAGAUACAGACAGAACCAAGUAAGUCCUCACAGAACUUCGGACUGCCAGAGCAGACCCAAACAAACAAUACAGCUUACUGUGAAGGCUCAGUCCACGUGGGACAGCUGCAUGGAUUAUUUGAGGAAAAGGUUUCAAUUCUGCCUGUGGACUCUGAAGCGCAGCAGGAGGAGAACCGAACAGCUCAGCAAGCAUCAUCUUUGCCCCAGCACAAAGGUCCUGCAGAGGCCAAAACGUCACACGAGGCCCAGGAGGUCAAAGGCGUUCUUAAUGGAUCCGUAACGGUACUUAUGGCAAGCGAGGAGACAAGCAGAAGGUCAGAGGAAGCGACGCCUUACAUGAAUGGCGGCGACGUGGACAGAGAGAGGGUGUGUUGCCUCGCCCAACGCCUAUUUAAGCUGGAUGGGAUCCAGCGAGUGGAUGUGGUGAAGCACCUUGACAAAGAUAAUGCCUUCAGUCAUGCGGUUGGAGAGGAAUACCUCAAGUUCUUUGAUUUCACCGGGCAAACUCUGGAUCAAGCCCUGAGGUCUUUUUUAAAAGUGGUCAUCCUGCUAGGAGAGACCCAGGAGAGGGAGCGGGUGCUGCAGCACUUCGCCGGCCGCUUCCAUCAGUGCAACCCGGACUCCUUCUUCUCGCGAGAGUCUGUGUUGGCUCUCACGUGCGCUCUCAUGCUCCUCAACACAGACUUGCAUGGACAGAAUGUUGGAAAAGCCAUGUCCUCUUCCAAGUUUGUGUCCAACCUAGAUGGGAUGAACAAUGGAGAGAACUUCAGCAAAGAUCAACUGAAAUGUCUGUACAACUCCAUCAAGAGCGAGCCAUUGCAGUGGGCGGUUGACGAGGAGGAGCUGACGUUGGCGUUGACCGGGGAGGACGCACCCUUGCGGUCUAAGAGCAACCCCUUCCAGGACGUUCCCCAUGACAAGGCGGCGCCGGUAGUCAAGCAGGGCUUCCUUCAGAGGAAGAUCCAUGCCGACAUCGACGGGAAGCGCACCCCUUGGGGUAAAAGGCGCUGGAAGACAUUCUACGGCGUGUUGAAAGGAAUGGUCCUUUACUUGCAGAAGGAUCACAGUAGGAAGGAGCAGCAGGCUAACGAGGAGGUGGUGAGUGUACAUCACUCGCUGGCCGAGCCAGCGGUCGACUACACAAAGAAGCCGUAUGUGUUCCGUCUGCAGACGGCCGACUGGAGGGUUUUCCUUUUUCAAGCUUCAUCCAAAAUGGAGAUGAUGUCGUGGAUCAACCGCGUUAACCUGGUAUCCGCUCUCCACUCCUCUCCUCCGUUCCCUGCUGCCGUCGGCUCCCAGAGGAGGUUUUGCAGGCCGAUCCUGCCCGCCUCGCAAUCCGCUCACACUCUGGAGCGCCAGCUGCAGUCUCACACCAGAAUGCUGGAGUCCUUCAAAGCUGACCUAUCGCAUCUCCAGGAGAACCUGCCGGAGGGCAGAAAGGGCAGAGGAAAGGAGAUGGAGGAGCAUCGUACCAGAGCGGAGUACCUGCAGCACGAGAUCUGUCGGUACGAGAGCUACUCAUGUGUGCUGCUGGCCUGGAAGAGCGUCCAGAAGACUAGCGACGGCGGCGCUUUGAUCACCGCCGCCCUCGGCGUGUUUGACAAAGCCAUGUGCGCGUCCCCUCUGGUUGAGAAGGACGAUGAGGAACAAUGCCGUCUGACCAAAUCACACUCCAGCCCCUCCCUGGAGCUGGAGAUGACGCCGCCCAGCACCAUCAAAGUCAAGCGCAACAUUUCAGAAAGGUGGACUUACCGUAGGACCGUCACGCCUCGGCUGAAUAAGGACGCAUGACAGCAAUUUUGCAAGUAAUUCCUGAAAUGCUUUGAUAGCUAAUCCCGACCACACCUUUUUGUGUUUACCUCGUGCACUUUGACAAACACAAUUAAUCUCAGGAAUUCCCGAAUUCUCUCAGGAUGUGGAAGAACCUGAUAUUUCAUUUGUUGAGUGACCAAAAAUAUGUGGACCUGAUAGACACCUUUUUUAUUGUCACUUUGUGCUGUGUAGAAAUAGUCAAACAUGCCUACCUGGUUUGUGACCACUAGGGGACGCUGGAGUACCGGACACCUUGAAGCCAAUAAGGUCGUUAUUGCACUUUGUCAUUUUUUUAAAUAAGUGUGUUAUUCCUAUGAAGGGUUUAUUUUGUACAUGUUUUAAAUGUGUCCAGUACUAAAGGUGUGUUUCAUUUUUUUAAUAUUAAUUUUAAACACCAAACAAGUCAGAAUAUCUGCUGUGGAAAGGCUCCAGCCUCAAAAUGUGUCAAAAGAAAUACCGUACAAUGAAGGACUGAUCUUUAUUUCACGUAAGAUUUUUUUCACCAAUAAAUUAAAAGGCUCUUGUAAUA